AUGGCUCUUAUUAAACAACCCCUGGCCGGCCCGGGAUAUGUGAUCCUGAAUGUUGUCAGGGUUAUGAACAUCAUUGCUCUUCUCUCAGUUAUUGCUGCUUGCGCUGUUAUGCUGGUCAAGACCUUCAUCGUCAGCAAAUUUUUCCUUUUCGACGCCGUCACUCAUGUGGUGGUUGCUAGUGUCAGUCUUUUUCUAAUAGUUUCCGAAUUAAACAUCUUUCGCGCGUAUUUCAAUCGCAAUUGGCCGUUGCUUGGUCAGAAUUCAGGAUUUGUCACGUUAGGAACGACUAUGAUUGUCCUCGGGGUGUCAACUCUUGGGAACCUCAAUAAAGAAGCUACAAGCCAAAAGUCUCUAGGAUUAGCAUUUUGGAGAAUUGUGAUAUCCUCCGGCAUUGUUGUGAUAAUUGUUGGAGUUGUCAAUGUCAUUGUUAGCUUUGUGUUCCAAGAUAGGAACAUCGGAGUCACGGCCCGCCAUGUCCGCGCUCAUGGAGCUGUUGCCGAGCAAAAGGUUAUCACUAGAGACAGCAGCCACAAGUCUUUCCAACUUUCGCGUAAAGAUUCGCUCCCGACAUAUCGCUCGUCUUCCUCCAAUUAUUCUAGCCCAAGGGCGGUAUCUACGAGAACCGCCUCGGUGCGCGCUACACCCAGAAUCCCGAUAAAGAUUUCAUCUCCGAUCAAUGAUAACCAGGAUCAAUUUGGCAAAUUUACCGCCGAACCUGAUUUGGCGGUACCCAACCUGGCACAUCACCCAGCAAUGUAUUCCGACCGGGUAUGA
Messenger RNA from Coccidioides immitis RS, 774 nucleotides. RefSeq lists its product as uncharacterized. The record is from RefSeq and is a predicted model, not a curated record. The coding region runs from base 1 to 774 and encodes 257 amino acids. The transcript has 3 exons. NCBI's taxonomy places the organism in Eukaryota, Fungi, Ascomycota, Eurotiomycetes, Onygenales, Onygenaceae.